AUGUCUUUUGAUAUUGAUGAUGGUAUAAAUGAUAACCAAUCUGAUGCGAUGGAAGUUGAUGAAAAGUUGACUUUCGAUCAUCAUGAAAUAGCCGAUGAAAACGAACAUAUCGACUUAGAUAUGUCUUUACGAUUAGAAGAUCUCAGCGUUAAUGAGCCAUCUAAUAUGAUGGAAAUUGAAGAAAACUCUUCUUCAGAGAUAUUUGAAAUCGUUGAUUCUAAUUCAAGGAAAACUCUGGAUCGUUUUCUUUUUCCAUUUGGUUUUGAUAAUAUUAUCGACGCUAACCAAAUUUCAAGUCAAGCUGGAAUAAUCACUGAUUUAAUUGAAAAAUCACCGUUUACUACUAUGACAAAUAAAGAUAAAUCCGUGCGGUUAGAAACAAGAGCAGAAUAUUCUGUUCACACAUUCGAUUCAGUUUAUGCUCUAACACGGACGGCUGCCGAUGGAAAUUGUUUAUAUAGUUCUGUUUCGAUAUUAAAUGUUGGCAAUUAA
This is a messenger RNA of Adineta ricciae, 492 nucleotides long. The record is from the annotation of a GenBank genome assembly. NCBI's taxonomy places the organism in Eukaryota, Metazoa, Rotifera, Eurotatoria, Adinetida, Adinetidae.